Drosophila sechellia is the source of this 2344-nucleotide messenger RNA. RefSeq lists its product as uncharacterized. The transcript has 4 exons. The coding region runs from base 47 to 2278 and encodes 743 amino acids. Lineage: Eukaryota; Metazoa; Arthropoda; Insecta; Diptera; Drosophilidae. The record is from RefSeq and is a predicted model, not a curated record.
UAAAGACUUCCGACGCACAAACAAACAUACUCGAAAAGCACUCCAUAUGGACUUUGAAGACGAUGAGGAGGUUGUGCAACCGCACUAUGCACAGAAAUUCCGGGCUCCCACAGAUCCCCUCCUUCUGGCCACAUAUGAGCUCUUCAGGCCGUCUCAUCAGACCUUGAACCUACACAGCGAACGAAAUCGCGAGAUUUUUGCUGAGGCCUUUAUAGAGGGAAACUUGGAUAAUUUGGUUAAUCUGAGCGUCAAGAGUUUGGCCAAACUGGGAAUUCGGGGCAUAUCUCCAACUUUGCAGGCGAGUCCGCAGCUUAUGAGGAUAUUUUACGACGCCCUAGAUGUGGAACUGCCUUUGAGAGAUUGCUAUUUGAUCGAGGACCAACGAUUUUGGCGACGCGUCGUACUUAGCAAGACCAUGGACAAAACGUUGCACCUGAAGCGCUGGAACGAGUUCGACUGGAAGUCGGAGGGCGUGAGCCGGAAGUUUGUGGAGCAGGUCGAGUCAUGUCCAGUGAACGUGAAGCCGCAGAGGAGGCUGGCUCAGUUGGCUGAAAUUAUUUGGCAGUAUGUCAACUCCAUGCACAUCCGCAAGCUGCAGGCUCUGCCCGACUAUGCCUUCAUUAAGCACUUGGAAAGCGAGCCUGAAGAGGAUAUAUCCUCGGAGUCAUCGGACGAGGAGGAGAUAUCCAGCGAUGAGCCGGAUACGGAAAUGGACGAGGGCGAGGAGGAGCACCAGUCUAGUAGUUCCAGCGGCGAGGCUGCCAUUACUUUCUGGCGAGCGGAAACCGAGAACGAGGACACGAUUCGCCGGAAUGCACGACAUCUGCGCAACGCCAACCGCCAGCAGGCUCGGGAUGCUAUUGCUAGGAAACGGAAGGAUCGCAUGGAGCGCAAGAAGAAGCACCAGGAGAAACUGUACGCCUUGAAGAAUCCGGAUCAAUCGGGCAAAAAAAAGAAGAAAAAGAAGAAGGAGCCGCCCAUUCGAGACGUGUUCAGCAUAAACGUUCCUCCAGAAGAUGAUGAUGAUGAGGACACGAAACCGGACAAUCGCAACAAGCAGCUGCUCCUGGAGCGGGUCAAGCGGUAUGACUAUCCGGAAGACCACUGCCAUCACAUCGAUCUGGGAUUCGUCCGCUAUUUUGAAAACAUGAUGUCUCUGACGCUGGAGUUUUUGGGACCACCUGAUGUUAAAGACUAUCACAGCCGUUUUAUGAAGUUCUCAGACGGUGAUAUGGUUCGUCUUAGCAGAGGGCUGAAAUACUUACCGAACCUCAAGACCUUCAGGCUUCGAAACAGUCGCCUCAGUAUGAAGAAGUUUCGUAUCCUGGCCCGCGCCCUGCAGAACUUAGACACCCUUGAAGAGGUGGACUUUGGCUAUGACCAAAUGACGGAUGAGUGCAGCGAAGGCCUGUCCUAUUUGCUAAAACGCCCUUUGAUGUACCGCAGUAUCCAGCUGGAACACAACAAAUUGGGCCCCAAUUGUGCAAUUGUGCUGGGCGAGGCGUUGAGCCAAUCGCAGUUAGGAGUUUUGGAGUAUCUGGGCCUGGCUCACAAUCCGCUUAAUGAAUUGGCCCUGCACUCGCUCAUCACGUGCAUUAUCGGAACCCCCCAUGUGUGGGCCCUCAACAUCUCGGGGGUCAACACCACCCUUGGUUCGUUUUCCCGGGAUAUAGGAACCCUCCUGCGCAGCCACACUCCUCUGAUAAGCCUCGAAAUGGCCGCCAUCAACAUUGGCAUCUCACAGGGGAAUCAAAUACUGAGAUCCCUUGAAAAGAAUACCCGAGUCCUUUACGCCGACUUCCGGGAAUGUGAGCUGAGCUUCGACCAGGAGUUCGAAGUGGACAUGAUAGUGCGUCGAAAUAACUACAUUCAUGAAAACCUCCACCACGGCGAGAAUCUGUGUAUGGUGGUCAAGGAGCGCCGCCAUCCGAUUAUACAGCGAAUCGAGGACGAUUUCUCGCGGCGAAAGGAGUGCAUGGAGGUGCGGCCCAAGUUCUCGAGCUCCAGCAAGGAAUCCAUUCCGGAGGUGUUCGUUGAGAAGAAGGAGGUGGAGGAGGAGGGCGACUUCUGGGCAAUGUUGGCUCGCUGGAACCAGCCGACAGCGCCUGAAGUGAGGGAAUCGCACACUUCGAAGGAAUCGCACCCCUCUCAAAUUGGAAACCCAGAACCCUUUGUUUUCGAACCCAACAAUUUCGAUCUGGACCAGUUCCGGAAGUCUGUCUUUCUGCCAGGCCCUAGCAAUCGCUUUUUCUACCUGCAAAAGAACAAAACACCCUAGUUUGUAGCCCUUUUCACCACCUACCAUUGCAUAACAUUGUACUCUGAGUAUAUUUUCAAAGCAUUA